AUGUCACAGACUAUAAUUUUUAAGCCCUUUGUCUCAGUUCCAUCAAGUAAUCACAGCCAGAAGAAACUACAGAACAACAUCAUCAAUGUUGGUGUUAAAAUCCAGAACCGGUUCAGAGUUGUUUGUAUGGGGAUGCUGGCUCCUAGGAAGUUCCUGCAAAAGAGGAGGAAGAUAGAGGUUUUCAAAGAUGCAGCAGACGAGGUGGAUCAGAAGAGAUGGAGAGGGCUAAUGUUAGAGAUUGAAUCAACUGGUUCUGCAGUUUCUGUUCUUAGGCAGUACAGAAGUGACGGUGACCAAGGUCUUCCCAGGGACCUUGUUUUGGGCACUUUGGUUAGGUUUAAGCAGCUCAAGAAAUGUAAUCUCGUCAGCGAGAUUCUUGAAUGGCUUAGAUACCAGAACUGGUGGAACUUCAGUGAAAUGGAUUAUUUGAUGCUCAUCACAGCUUAUGGGAAACUAGGAAACUUCAACCGGAGCUGAAAGGUUUUAAGCGCUCUGAGCAAGAUGGGCUCAACUCCAAACGUGAUCUCUUAUACCGCUCAUGGAAGAGGAGGCAAAUGCAACAAUGCUGAAGCCAUAUUUCGUAGGAUGCAGUCUUCAGGGCCAGAGCCUUCUGCUGUAACUUAUCAGAUUAUAUUAAAGACUUUCGUAGAAGGGAACAAGUUUAAAGAAGCUGAAAAGGUCUUUGAGACUCUUUUAGAUGAGAAGAGAUCGCCGUUGAAGCCGGAUCAAAAGAUGUAUCACAUGAUGAUAUACAUGCACAAGAAGGCUGGGAACUAUGAAAAAGCUCGAAAAGUAUUUGCUUCAAUGGCUGAGAAAGGCGUUCCACAGUCUACUGUUACAAUAGCCUUUGAAACUAAUUAUAAAGAAGUUUCUAAGAUCUAUGACCAGGUGCUUAUAUGCUGGAAGCACCAUACAUGGCCUGUGAUAGUAUCAUAGUAGUGAUCUUCCUGUUUACUUAUCAAAGCAUAUGGAAGAGCAGGAAGAGAGGAAGAAGCUUUAUCUGAUCUAUGCUCUUACACAACUAUGUUAUCAGCGUAUGUAAAUGCUUCUGACAUGGAAGGUGCUGAGAGAUUCUUCAAGAGGAUAUAAGUAGAUGGUUUUGAACCUAAUGUAGUCACCUAUGGGACGAUGAUAAAAGGUUAUCUCAAAGCAAAUGAUCUUGAUAAAGUUAUGGAGGUGUAUGAGAAAAUGAGGUUUAGUGGCAUCAAAGCGAAUCUAACCAUCUUAACGAUUAUCAUGGAUGCGUUUGGGAGGUGUAAGGAUUUUGGGAGCGCUCUUAGUUGGUACAAGGAGAUGGAGAGUUGUGGUGUAACGCCUGAUCAGAAAGCUAAAAAUGUGCUUUUGUCAUUGGCUUCUAGUCGAGAUAAGUUAGAGGAAAGUAAAGAACUUACUGGUUUUAGAGAUGAGAAAACAAUCCUUGCUGGACUCUACCAAUCUGAUGAUGAUGUCAGUAGUGAUGAGGAUGAAUAUGAAGAAGACGAUGAUGAUGGUGCAGGAGAAACUGUGUUGUAUGAUAAAAAACAAGAAGGGUCUUCCCAUUAUGUUAGCUCUCAGAGGGGAGAACUUGUGGGCUUAUGAAAACUACUAGAAAGUUGUAUG
Molecule: messenger RNA, 1599 nt
Organism: Brassica oleracea var. oleracea
Lineage: Eukaryota; Viridiplantae; Streptophyta; Magnoliopsida; Brassicales; Brassicaceae
Product: pentatricopeptide repeat-containing protein At3g59040
Molecular function (GO): protein binding
Source: RefSeq, a predicted model, not a curated record